GCUCCGGGGAUUUUUACAAUUCUCUCUUUUGGUUUCCUAACACGAAUUCAAGCAACCAUGUCGAUGGAGACAAUUGCUGCUUCUCCCAAUCCACGACCCGCCAAGAGUGUGCCCUCACAUCCCCUAGCCCCUCUUUCAGCCUCGGAAAUAACUCUCACCUCUUCAAUAAUCAAAGCUUCAUGGCCAGCACAUACUGAUCUCCAUUUCAAGGUUAUCACUCUUCAGGAGCCUGCUAAGGCCGAUGUACUACCUUAUCUGGAAGCUGAGCACAACAACAAGUCACUGCCUGCUAUUGGUAGGAAAGCUUUCGUGAACUACUACAUUCGUAACACAUCCAAAUUCCACGAAGCGAUUGUUGACCUCUCGACGGGACGGGUGCUGCAGAACCUUCUACUGGGACCAUUUAUCCAUGCUAAUGGGGAUGGAGAGGAGAUUGUGGCCAUUGAGAAGGCUGCUCUCGCUGAUGAAGGUGUAAAAGCUGAGAUCGCGAAGCUGCAGCUUCCUGAAGGUACUGUAGUGAUUAGUGACCCCUGGAUAUAUGGCGCUGAUGGCAUCAAUGACGCGGAGAGGAUGUACCAGUGCUUUCUUUACAUGAGAGAUCCCUUGAACCCUACAGAAGCAGAUUCGAACCACUAUGCGCUGCCGCUUCCAAUCUCUCCUGUUAUCAGCACCGAGUCAAUGGAAGUAAUUCGCAUUGAUAUCUUGCCGACUGGUGUGGAUGAGACAAUAAAACCCAUCAAACCAUACAAGAUCAAGCCUCCGAACGAGUAUAUUCCGGAGCACCAGAAGUUACGGACCGACCUGAAGCCGUUGAAUGUUGUUCAGCCGGAGGGGGCUAGCUUCCAAGUUACCCAGGAAGGUACAAGCCAUGUACUUUCAUGGCAGAAGUGGAAGUUCCGAGUUGGCUUCAACCAAAGAGAGGGUAUGGUUCUAUACGAUGUACGGUAUGACAGUAGAAGCUUGUUCUAUCGCCUGAGCCUCAGCGAUAUGAACAUACCAUAUGCAGAUCCACGCCAUCCCUACCACAAAAAGUCCGCGUUUGAUCUUGGCGACGCCGGCGCUGGCAUCAUGGCCAACAAUCUCAAGCUGGGAUGUGACUGCUUAGGGUCCAUCUACUACUUAGAUGCAGUCCUGUCUGAUGACAAGGGCAGCAUUACUCCAAUGGAGAAUGUAGUCUGCAUACACGAGCAGGACGCCGGAAUCGGAUGGAAGCACACCAAUUAUAGAACGGGACGUGCUGCUGUUGUCCGCUCUAGAGAAUUGGUAUUGCAAUCCAUCAUCACUGUCUCAAAUUACGAAUACAUAUUGGCCUUCAUAUUCAACCAAGCUGGUGAGAUUGACUACGAAGUACGAGCUACAGGUAUCCUCAGCACUCAACCAGUCGAUGAGGGCGUCGAGGUACCCUUCGGCACAGUUGUUCACCCUGGCGUUCUCGCCGUCCACCACCAGCACAUUUUUAGUCUCCGUGUUGAUCCGCAUCUAGAGGGACAGGACAAUAGGCUCGUCUACGACGAAGCCCAUCCAAUGCCGCGGUCAGACUUCAACCCUCAUGGCAUUGGCUACUACGUGCAAGAAACGGUGGUCGAGGAGUCGGGGGGGUACGACCUGGAUAUCAGCAAGAACCGCCUUUUCAAGAUCCAGAACCCGAAUGUGCGGAACCCGAUUAAUGGCAAGCCGGUUGCGUACAAGAUCCAAGCUCCAGAUUUCCAGAAGAUAAUUUCGGAUAAGGACAGCUUCAACUAUAAACGCGCCGAAUUUGCAGAUCACAAUGUCUAUGUUGUCAAGCACCAAGACGGAGAACUCUACGCUGGAGGGCUAUACACAAAUCAGUCAAGAGGAGGCACCGGAGUGCGUGCCUGGGCGGACAGGAAGGAUAAUGUCAAGGACACGGAUUUCGUGCUUUUUAUUCAGAUGGGUAUCAACCACGUCCCAAGAAUUGAGGAUUUCCCAGUCAUGCCAUGCGAAAUUUUGAAGUUGCAUAUGAAGCCCGUGAACUUCUUCGACAAGAACCCCGCACUAGACGUUCCCCCGAGUGAGCAAAACUUUAAUAAGAGCUCAUUAUUGAGCAAGAGCCAUCAUCAACCUAGCGUUGAGGCCAAGAUAUCAGAAGAUGGUUCGUGCUGUGCGCCCAAGUUAUGACAGGGGGAAUAUGAAACAGCGAUGGGACCGGAAAUGAGUACAUGUAGAGCAUAGAUCAUAUAAAUGAAAUGGAACAUGA
Molecule: messenger RNA, 2218 nt
Organism: Lindgomyces ingoldianus
Lineage: Eukaryota; Fungi; Ascomycota; Dothideomycetes; Pleosporales; Lindgomycetaceae
Exons: 7
Coding region: 58-2139 (693 amino acids)
Biological process (GO): amine metabolic process
Molecular function (GO): primary methylamine oxidase activity; copper ion binding; quinone binding
Source: RefSeq, a predicted model, not a curated record